Molecule: messenger RNA, 860 nt
Organism: Telopea speciosissima
Lineage: Eukaryota; Viridiplantae; Streptophyta; Magnoliopsida; Proteales; Proteaceae
Product: organelle RRM domain-containing protein 2, mitochondrial-like
Exons: 4
Coding region: 79-645 (188 amino acids)
Molecular function (GO): RNA binding
Source: RefSeq, a predicted model, not a curated record
AUCCCAACUUGGGUGGCUUGGUUUGGUUGCGGGGGAAGGAGAGGGUGAGAGGUUUUAGUGGUAAGGAAAGAGAAAGGCAUGGCGAUGAGAGCAUCUGCGGCGGCACCUCGUGGACUGAGAAGACUAUUCUCGAGCUUCGCUUUCGCUCCUCCGCCCAGCACCGCUGCUAAUACAGCUACUCUUUUGGCCAAGCCCUCCACGAGCCUCUUCGUCUCAGGCAAAGGAAUGGCGAUGAGAGCAGAUGCGGCGGCACCUUAUGGAAUGAGAAAACUAUUCUCGAGCUUCGCUUUCAAUCCUCCGCCCAGCACCGCUGCUAAUACAGCUCCUCCUGCGGCCGAGCCCUCCACGAACCUCUUCGUCUCAGGGCUUAGCAAACGUACUACUUCAGAAGGACUUAGAGAUGCCUUCUCAAAAUUUGGUCAAGUGAUUCAUGCCAGAGUUGUGACGGACCGUGUCUCAGGAUAUUCCAAGGGGUUUGGUUUUGUUCGCUAUGGCACUUUAGAAGAGGCUGCAAAAGGUAUAGAAGGCAUGGAUGGCAAGUUUCUUGAUGGAUGGGUUAUUUUUGCGGAGUAUGCAAGACCUAGAGAACCACCCUCGUCGCCACCUUUGGAGAAUGCUGGAGUUCCUCCAUUUGGCCGUCCUUGACGCAGUUGAAAGUGAGCAAGCUUUUCAUCCCCAUGUUUUGCAUUAUGAGAGUUCAAAUGUCUCCUAUCACCUGGCAUAGUAUCUUCUGCUGGACGGCAUUGAACGAGUUGAACUGAUUGAGGACUAGGAUUGCAUUCCAUCAAACUGUAUUGUCAAUUGUGUUGGGACUCUGUGUUUGCUAUUUAUUAUGAUUGUGGGGUUAGCAUUUUUUACAA